This is a messenger RNA of Pomacea canaliculata, 1487 nucleotides long. RefSeq lists its product as uncharacterized. The transcript has 4 exons. NCBI's taxonomy places the organism in Eukaryota, Metazoa, Mollusca, Gastropoda, Architaenioglossa, Ampullariidae. The record is from RefSeq and is a predicted model, not a curated record. Bases 323 to 682 code for a protein of 119 amino acids.
UCGGCGAGCCAUAACGAAGAAUGUGAAUAAACCGGAAGCGAUGUCGUCUAAUGCCACGCUUUUUUAGUAAACUGGGGAAAAAAAUCGUCUGCCAGCAGUCCAGGGAUAAUAGUUCGUGCAUCAACAAUGAGUGAUGAGGGUUGGUUACGAGAACAAGCAACAACCGCCUGUGACACACGCACACCUUCAGCCAAUGAAAUUUAGCGUUUUAUAGGCUGUAGGAUCAUUUCUGUUGCGUGGGACGCUCAAUGGCUGCCGAUAAGGAAAGGUGUUUUUAAGUAUUCACAGAGAAUUACGGAUUAUAUGUCUUUGCCCCUGUAACAUGGAGUCCAAAAGGAAAGAACCCGAACCGAACCUGUCAAAUGUUGACGAGCUGCUACUGCAGCUAGAAUCGACAGAUCUCACGGAAGAAGAAUCAGAUGAGCUUUUGAGAGAAGCUUACAGAGUUAACAGAAAACUGAAGAAGAUACUCCAGCACCAAGAAGAAAAUAUUAGAUGUGAGACUAACAACUCCAUUGCCAGCAGAAAGGCAUCAGGGAGGUCACAGUCAGCAAAGCUACCACCAAUAAGCAAAAGUGAGGCUGGAUUUAUGCAUGUCUUCAUUGAGAAAUCUGCAGCUGAUCAACAAAGUAAAACUACUGGAGCCCAUUCAGGGAAGAUGAAGGCAGAAGUCAACUGCUAGAAUGACCAGCUUCACAAUUUAAUCGUUUUAUUGUCAUAAUCUACAUAGAUAUUUUUUUGUGCCAGCUUGUCACAGACAAGUGAUACAGUGCACUGCUUUCAGGUAAAAGUUGUGAGUGCUUGGUACCUGAGUCAACAUGUUUUGGCCACAAACAGGUCUGGCCACACAUGCAAAAGUCAGAUUGUGUAAAAGAGUAAGUGUUCAUGUUAUUUUUGUUCAAAAGUAUACUAUGUUGAAGAAGGGGAGUUGGCUCUAUUCCAGUCACCUGGCAAGUUUUGCACUCCAAGUUGAGCCACAAGUUUCACAAAGCUGAAUUAUUUGAGGAAAGUGGAAAACUGUACCUUUCCUGAAAGGUGUAGUGAAUAUAACCUUUUUCAUGUUUUCUAAUUAUUUGUAAACAACUUUUUUAUAUCGUAAUUUAUUUCACUGGAACAGGUCUUUUUUUUCCUUUUUAAAAGGCAGCUUUUAAUUUCAUAUACCCUUGUUUUAUAAAUGCAGUCUAGUUUAUAGUCAGGAUGAGAUGAAGAGCCAGAUCAACAGACUUUGUCAUUAAACCAUCUCGGAGAUAGGACAACCAUCUCAGAGACAGGAUGACUUGUUUGACAGUGUAUAAGCAUACAGGUACACAAAGAGCACUAUUUACAGAGAAAACAUUUAUUUCAGGACAUUUCAUCUUUAUAUUCAUACAGUACAGUUCCUAGAAGGCUGGUGGCCCAUAUCUUGACAAAUAUCGGCAAAUAAUGCAAUGCCUGUCCAUUUGUUUAGUGUACACCAUGCAGUGACCAAUAAAUGGCUGCCACUGUCA